Molecule: messenger RNA, 1329 nt
Organism: Plasmodium inui San Antonio 1
Lineage: Eukaryota; Apicomplexa; Aconoidasida; Haemosporida; Plasmodiidae
Product: glycine hydroxymethyltransferase
Exons: 3
Coding region: 1-1329 (442 amino acids)
Biological process (GO): tetrahydrofolate interconversion; folic acid metabolic process; L-serine catabolic process
Cellular component (GO): cytoplasm
Molecular function (GO): cobalt ion binding; zinc ion binding; pyridoxal phosphate binding
Source: RefSeq, a predicted model, not a curated record
AUGUUUAAAAACGAGCCGCUGGAACAAAUCGACAAGGAGCUGUACGACAUUUUGGCAGACGAAGAGAAGAGACAAAGACAGACCAUAAACUUGAUAGCCUCUGAGAACCUGAUGAACGUGGCCGUGCGCGAGUGCCUGGGGAAUCGAGUGAGCAACAAGUACUCGGAGGGUUACCCCAAGAAGAGGUACUACGGAGGGAACGACUACAUCGACAAAAUCGAGGAGCUCUGCCAGAAGAGGGCGCUGGAAGCCUUCAAUGUAAGCGACGAAGAAUGGGGAGUCAACGUGCAACCGCUUUCCGGAUCGGCGGCCAAUGUCCAAGCCCUCUACGCUCUGGUAGGCGUAAAGGGAAAAAUAAUGGGCAUGCAUCUAUGCUCUGGAGGGCACUUAACACAUGGGUUCUUCGAUGAAAAAAAAAAAGUAUCCAUCACCUCGGACAUGUUUGAAUCGAAGCUCUACAAGUGUAACGACCAAGGAUAUGUUGACUUGGAUGCAGUGCGCCAGAUGGCCUUGUCCUUCAAACCCAAGGUCAUAAUCUGUGGAUACACCAGCUACCCUAGAGACAUAGACUACGAGCAGUUCAGAAAAAUCUGUGAUGAAGUGGAUGCCUAUUUAUUUGCAGAUAUCUCCCACAUCUCAAGUUUUGUCGCAUGCAAUAUACUGAAUAACCCCUUUUUGCAUGCCGAUGUCGUUACCACAACGACGCAUAAAAUAUUAAGAGGGCCCAGAAGCGCAUUAAUCUUUUACAAUAAAAAAAGAAAUCCUGGGAUCGAGCUGAAGAUAAAUAGUGCAGUUUUUCCAAGCUUCCAGGGAGGACCCCACAACAACAAAAUUGCAGCGGUUGCCUGUCAGCUGAAAGAGGUUAAGUCAGACUAUUUUAAGACAUACACACAACAGGUUCUGCUAAACAGUAAAGCACUAGCUAAAUCGUUAAUUAGUAAAAAUAUUGACUUAGUGACCAACGGAACGGAUAAUCAUCUCAUUGUCGUAGAUUUGAGGAAAUUUGGCAUUACAGGAUCCAAACUACAGGAGACGUGUAACGCGAUUAACGUGGCACUGAAUAAGAACACCAUCCCGUCGGACGCGGAUUGUGUCUCCCCCAGCGGGGUGCGUAUUGGUACUCCUGCCAUGACUACCAGAGGCGCAAAGGAAAAGGACAUGGAAUUCAUCGCCGAUGCUUUGCACAGGGCCAUCAAAAUAACAGUGGAUCUGCAGCAGCAGUAUGGCAAAAAACUCGUCGACUUUAAGAAGGGUUUGCCUGGCAGUGCUGAGCUGCAGCAGUUGAAGCAAGAGGUUAUCACCUGGGCCAGCGCCCUGCCCUUCCCCUGA